Messenger RNA from Arabidopsis arenosa, 2344 nucleotides. NCBI's taxonomy places the organism in Eukaryota, Viridiplantae, Streptophyta, Magnoliopsida, Brassicales, Brassicaceae. The record is from the annotation of a GenBank genome assembly.
UGUCGUCCUCUUUGUCGUCUCUCUCUGCUUUCGCACUUUCAAUCGCCUCAAUCUCUCAAAAAGCAGACGAGAUUCGAUUCUCCAUUAUUAUCUUCCUUCUAAAUGCCUUCCCUAAUGUUAUCUGAUAAGAAAGAAGAGAAGAAGAUGAAGAAGAAGAUAGCUUUGGAUACCCCAGAGCUUGAUUCUAAGAAGGGUAAGAAGGAGCCGAAGCUGAAACUAUCUGAUUCUGAUGAAGAAGAGUCGGAGAAGAAGAAGAGUAAGAAGAAGGAUAAGAAGCGUAAGGCUUCGGAGGAGGAGGAGGAAGUGAAGAGCGAUUCUAGCUCGGAGAAGAAGAAGAGCAGCAAGAAGGUUAAGUUGGGUGUUGAAGAUGUUGAAGUUGAUAACCCUAAUGCUAUUUCGAAGUUUCGGAUUUCUGCUCCGUUGAGGGAGAAGCUUAAGGCGAAUGGUAUUGAAGCUCUUUUCCCGAUUCAAGCUACAACUUUCGAUAUGGUUCUCGAUGGUGCUGAUUUAGUUGGAAGGGCUCGUACUGGUCAGGGUAAAACAUUGGCUUUUGUGUUGCCUAUAUUGGAAUCGUUGGUUAAUGGACCUGCCAAAAACAAAAGGAAGAUGGGAUAUGCCAGGGCACCAAGUGUUUUGGUCCUUUUACCGACCAGAGAAUUGGCCAAGCAGGUGGCUGCUGACUUUGAUGCAUAUGGAGCAUCACUUGGGUUAAGUUCAUGUUGUCUCUAUGGAGGUGAUAGCUAUGUAGGUCAGGAGAAUAAAUUAAGGAGAGGUGUUGACAUUGUAGUUGGAACCCCUGGUCGUAUUAAGGAUCAUAUUGAAAGACAAAACAUUGAUCUCAGCCAUCUACAAUUCCGUGUUCUUGAUGAAGCUGAUGAAAUGUUGAGGAUGGGAUUUGUUGAGGAUGUUGAACUUAUAUUAGGGAAAGUGGAGGAUGCUACUAAAGUCCAGACUCUUCUCUUCAGUGCUACUUUGCCAUCAUGGGUGAAAAAUAUCUCUAACAGGUUUCUUAAAAGAGACCAGAAGACUAUUGAUCUUGUUGGUAAUGAUAAAAUGAAGGCCAGUAAUAGUGUUCGACACAUCGCUAUUCCCUGUAAUAAGGCGGCCAUGGCUCGGUUGAUUCCUGAUAUUAUCAGUUGCUAUAGCAGUGGAGGCCAAACCAUUAUUUUCGCUGAGAAGAAACAUGAAGUUUCCGAGCUUUCUGGUUUGUUGGCUGGGUCAAGAGCCUUGCAUGGUGAAAUACCUCAAGCACAACGUGAGGUUACUCUUGCUGGAUUUAGGAAUGGCAAGUUUUCGACAUUGGUGGCUACAAAUGUUGCUGCUCGUGGUCUAGAUAUCAAUGAUGUGCAGUUAAUUAUCCAGUGUGAGCCUCCACGUGAAGUUGAAGCAUAUAUUCAUCGUUCAGGCCGAACAGGAAGAGCUGGCAACACUGGAGUUGCGGUUACACUCUACGAGUCUAGAAAGUCGAGUGUAUCAAGGAUCGAAAAGGAAGCUGGUAUAAAAUUUGAGUACAUUUCUGCACCUCAGCCUGAUGAUAUUGCCAGAGCUGUUGGUAUGGAAGCUGCUGAGAAUAUUAAAAAAGUCUGUGACAGUGUGGUUCCUGCAUUCCUGGGAGCUGCCAAGGAAUUAUUAGAAUCUUCUGGUUUAUCAGCUGAAGUACUCCUCGCAAAAGCUCUUGCAAAAACUGCGGGCUUCACUGAGAUAAAGAAAAGGUCACUUCUUACAUCAAUGGAGAACCAUGUGACACUACAUCUUGAAGCAGGGAAACCAAUGUACUCGCCAUCAUUUGUUUAUGGAUUGCUAAGGAGAGUUUUACCAGAUGACAAGGUGGAACAGAUUGAAGGGUUAUCUCUAACAGCAGAUAAAACCGGAGCGGUGUUCGAUGUUAAGCAAUCGGAUCUAGACUUGUUCCUUGCAGCAGGACAAAAGAGUGCUGGAAGUAUGAGCUUGGAAGUGGUUAAGGAGAUGCCUAAACUUCAGGAGAGAGAACCAUUGCCACAAAAAAGAUACGGUCGCAAUGCUGGUGGAAACCGGUUUGGUGGUGGUGGUGGAAAUCGGUUUGGUGGUGGUGGCAGAGGAAGAGGUGGUGGUGGUGGUGGUAGGGGCCAGAGAUAUUGAGAACUCGAACCCAACUUGUCUCCUUUUGAUAAAAAAAGAUACUAAACUCCCUCUUAUAAUUUCAUUACUAUCUUCUUGCGCUGAUGAUUUCUACACUAUAAUAGGUGUUUUCUGUGUGUUUUCCUUUUAGUCUUUCUUUGAACAAACUUAAGGAGGCUCUCUUGUAUCCUCUUUAUCAAUUUUGUGUAAUUUGGAUGAUAAUGAUGAUUAAAUUAUUACUUCGUCA